Molecule: messenger RNA, 1111 nt
Organism: Tinamus guttatus (white-throated tinamou)
Lineage: Eukaryota; Metazoa; Chordata; Aves; Tinamiformes; Tinamidae
Product: acyl-coenzyme A amino acid N-acyltransferase 2-like
Biological process (GO): acyl-CoA metabolic process; fatty acid metabolic process
Molecular function (GO): fatty acyl-CoA hydrolase activity
Source: RefSeq, a predicted model, not a curated record
CUGGAGCAGCCCUGCCAGCGCCUCCUGCCCCGCAGCACCGGUGCCCCCAUGAAGGUGGAGAUGCUGGUGCACCAGGGCCACAGCCGGCGCGGCACCAUGCCCGGCCCCGUGAUGGCCAAGGCUGAGGUGGAGCGCUGGUUCACGGCGCCCGGCGUGCGGCGGAUCCGCCUCAAGGAGGGAGCCGUGCGGGGCUCCCUCUUCGUGCCGCCCGGGGACGGCCCCUUCCCAGGAGUGAUUGACAUGUACGGUGAUGAAGGGGGAUUAGUUGAAUUCAGAUCCAGCCUCCUAGCCACCCGGGGUUUUGCUGCUCUUUCUCUGCCUUACUUUGACUUUGAAGAUCUGCCAAAGGUCAUGAAGGAAUUCAAGCUUGAGUACUUUGAGGAGGCAGCAAGAUUUCUACAGCGUCACCCGAAGGUGAAGGGGCCAGGAAUUGGAGUGAUUGGAACUGGGAAAGGGGCAGAAUUAGCGCUCUCCAUGAUCACCUUCCUGCCAGAAGUGGUGGCUGCUGUCUGCAUCUCCGGCUGCAGCUCCAACACAGUUGCAGACCUUCACUAUGGUGACAUGACUCUGCCUGGGCUGCGCUUUGAUAUGAAUAAGGUCAGUGUUUCUGACACUGGUGUAUUUGACACUUUUGAAGCUCUGGAUGACCCACUGAAUCCUGCUAAUUCUCCCUGCAUGAUCCCUGUAGAAAAAGCUGAAGGUCACUUCCUCUUAGUGGUAGGAGAAGAUGAUCGUGUGUGGAAGAGCUCUUUAUACGCUGAGCUGGCGAUUGAGCGUCUGCGCCAGCAUGGCAAAGAAAACUUUGAGCUCUUGAGUUACCCAGGAGCUGGCCACCGAAUCGAUCCUCCUUCCACUCCGUUUUGCCGGGUAGCUGUGGAUCGUGUUUUGGGGGUCCCUGUCAUGGGGGGUGGGGAGAGCAAAGCACAUGCCCGUGCACAGGAACACUCCUGGGGAAAGAUUCAGGAGUUUCUGCGCUUGCAUUUGGGGUGAGCGCUUCGGUACCAGAAAGCUGCUGCUGGCUUGCAGAGGACUGAGCUUGAGGCAGAAUGACUAGGGAAUUGGAGGGACUGACUGAGAAAGGUCUGAAGUAUGAAAUUACCAAAUGACAACU